GAAAGGAGGGGAGGCGCCGAAGUUGCCUGGUCAAGCGCACCGCGAGUCCAAACCUCUCUUUCGCGGCGCGUAAAAGAAAAAUGCUUCUUUAAUCUAAAGCGUGGCCGGGUUUCCCUAUUUGAUCACUGACAGGAUAUCAAAUCAAAUCCCGAAGAACGCCCCAGAUUGCCCGAUGCAUCCAUGAGUCUUCCCGGGAAAACAAGCGUCGUUCUCCUGAUGGUCCUCAUGACAGCGCAAGGCUGUUCUGCAUCCAAAGCAGAGGACCGUUUAUUUCGGAGGUUAUUCCGAAGGUACAACCAGUUCAUCCGACCAGUGGAGAACGUGUCUGAUCCGGUCACGGUGGAGUUCGAGGUGUCCAUCUCUCAACUGGUCAAAGUGGAUGAGGUGAAUCAAAUCAUGGAAACCAAUCUCUGGCUGAGACAUGUUUGGAAUGACUAUAAGCUAAGAUGGGCACCGGUUGAAUAUGAUGGAAUUGAGUUUAUCAGAGUUCCAUCCAAUAAGAUAUGGAGGCCAGACAUUGUUUUAUACAAUAAUGCCGUGGGGGAUUUUCUGGUGGAGGACAAGACCAAGGCUCUGUUGAAGUUCGAUGGUACCAUCACUUGGGUUCCUCCGGCUAUCUUUAAAUCCUCCUGCCCCAUGGACAUCACCUACUUCCCUUUUGACUACCAGAACUGCUCCAUGAAAUUUGGCUCAUGGACCUAUGACAAAGCCAAGAUCGACCUGGUGCUCAUUGGCUCAAAGGUAAACCUCAAAGACUUCUGGGAAAGCGGCGAAUGGGAGAUCAUUGAUGCGCCCGGUUACAAGCACGACAUCAAGUAUAACUGCUGCGAGGAGAUCUACCCAGACAUCACGUACUCCUUCUACAUCCGCCGCCUGCCGCUCUUCUACACCAUCAACCUCAUCAUCCCCUGCCUUCUCAUCUCCUUCCUCACCGUGCUGGUCUUCUACCUCCCAUCCGACUGCGGCGAGAAGGUCACCCUGUGCAUCUCUGUCCUGCUCUCCCUCACUGUGUUCCUGCUGGUCAUCACGGAGACCAUCCCCUCCACCUCGCUUGUCAUCCCGCUGAUCGGGGAGUACCUCCUCUUCACCAUGAUUUUCGUCACGCUCAGCAUUGUCAUCACCGUGUUCGUGCUGAAUGUUCACUACCGCACCCCCAUGACUCACACGAUGCCCGAGUGGGUAAGGUCCGUUUUCCUCGGGGUGCUGCCGAGAGUCAUGCUGAUGAGGCGGCCGAUCGACCAAGGCGGCUCGUCUAUUGCCGGCAUCACGGCGGGGACGGCAGGAGGAGGGAGCAGCGGCGGGAACAAGAAGAGAAAGAACAGCGUUGGGAGCGGGUCGGGAAGUGUGAGCGUUGGCGGUAUUACAGGGGGCGUGGCGUGCCCACCGCUGGAUGGAGGGUCAGGUGGAGGAGGGGCCUCCUCAGUGGGCGGCUCCAUGAACUGCGUCGAGUACGGUGAUAUGAACCGCGACAAUAAGCGGGAUCUAAACAGAAGAUGUCCCUACAGAGGCAAGGAGGUUCCAACCCCUGUCCCUCCUUCCAAGGUCCCCCAUUCAUCUCAGGGCCCUCAGACACAGAGACCCACAGAGUCAGAGCUGCCCAAAUUGCCAAGGGCCUUGAACUCCCCCUCUCAAGUGAAUGCUGUCGUGGCAUUCUCUGUCAUUUCGCCUGAAGUCAAGCAGGCCAUCGAAAGCGUGAAGUACAUCGCAGAGAACAUGAGGACUCGUAACAAAGCCAAAGAGGUUGAAGAUGACUGGAAGUACGUCGCCAUGGUCAUUGACCGGAUCUUCCUGUGGGUGUUUGUGAUGGUGUGUGUACUGGGAACUCUGGGGCUGUUCCUCCAGCCACUCAUCAGCUUUUUUAAAUGAAUGACACUUUGAGUGGUCACCCACUGUGGGGAAAGUCUCUCCUGCAAGUCUUUCACAUCACACGUUCGACUGUCUACUUUCACCUUCUCUUGUUCCUCCCCGGCACUCAUCAGUCAUCACCUCUCGUCGUCAACGGCACAUCCCUGCACUUGACUUACCCAGAAUUCCUCAAUCACCCCGGCCUCACCCCGAUGAUGUGCACGCAAGCCAUCUCGUGUACUUUGCCCAAAACUGUUCGUAACAAAAUAACAUCUGCUCUCUUUUUCAAUGAUUCUGUCCUCAAAUGCCACGAAUGUCAUUUUGUCUUCCUUGAGACACAUAGCGGUGUCUAUCCUCUUUUCCUUUGAUUUUUUUUUAUGUGCUCUCAGAUGUAUGGUCCAAUACUGUAAAAAAAAUCACUGAGGUCAGAAUUGCUGCAUGCAAUUGCUUCACCACCACCACCAGUCUGAUAUUUCCGCCCUAAGAAUUAUUCUUAUAGGUUUCCCAGAUCUUUGAAGUGUUUUAAUCCUACACACAGUGAUGCUUUGACAUACAAGUUGAAUUCAUACGUGAUUAUACUGAUAACUCAAAAUAUUUGUAUCUCAAAUAAUCUUUCACUAUUGAAAUGAAUGGAAAUGCCGUUUAUGCAUCCGAGCCUCCCCCCAAAAAAGAGAUGUUUUUAAUUGGGAAAAAUAGCAAAUUAUUAUAUUUUACUUUCUAAAUGUACACAGUUUGCAACAUAAUUAAAUAGAACGGAAAGACUGAAACAAUUUCCAACACUUUUUGCUGUGUGUUUAUUCACAACAAGCCCUAUUUUCAUUCUCAGAGCAAGUCUUGCGCAAAGUGCAAGCUUUCUGUACACAUGGGUGAUGUUUUCUGUCUUUAAGCAUUUUCAUUGAUGGGCGCAGGGAAAAAUAGGCAUUUGUACCGUUGUGGAAGUGAACACAACCGACUUGGUUCUUGGCUAAUCAAAGCGACUCACCUCAUUCCCUUUAAAUUCAGCACAGGUGAGGCACAGUCUACAAGGGGAUCAAAGUACGUUUAGAAGGAAAUGCAAGCUCUCCAAUUGCGGGUGAUGUAAAGUUGACUGUUGCAAAGGCUUCCAGCCCUGAUUGUGCAUCUGUGUGUGUGCAAUCGAGGGAGAAAGGUGGUCACCACGUGCCCAUUCACAGUGGCCAUAACAUCUGCAAGUGGAGAUCGCCGAUCUCCCGCUUCUACAUGCCCCACUGCAUAGGGACCUGUUGAAGAUCUGUGUGAAGACCGGAGCCAGCUGGUCAGCGCAGACUUUCAGGCAGGAGGGGGACACCUUUUUAGGCUCCGCGACCUUCUUGAUCUUCAGCUGCUUGAAGAGCUCUCUGACGUCCUGUUUGUGGAUCUCCAGGGCAGGGAAUUCGGUCUGGGGUGUGAAUAAGGUAGUUUCUGGGCAUGUGUGGGAAGUAGAGGGGUCCUUUUCAAAGCUGCAGAAAAACAUGUUUAGAUCGUGAGCCAGUCCCUUAUUGUCCACUGCUUGGGGGGGAUGGUAUUUUGUAGUUUGUAACUGCUUUCAGGUCAUUCCACACGGAUGCAGAGUCAUGAGCAGAAGUGUUUUUUCAGCCUCUCUGCAUUGCGUCUCUUUGCUAUGUUAAUUUUCUUUGUCAAUUGGUUUCGGGCAUACUUACACAGUGUCUUAUCUCCACUUCUAAAGGCCACCAAAAUAUCAAAAGAAAGAAAGUCACCGAUGUGCAUGGUAAGACUGAUGUUUGCACUUUAGUUUCGUGGGGUAAUGGAACCUGGUCUUAAGACCAGUCUACUCUCUGUCACCAAAUUGUGAGUUGUGCCGGGGAUGUGUAAUGAAAAAUGCCCUCGGUCCGCCGGAACGUCCAGCAAGGCAUAACGUGGUCUACCGAAUUCUAAAACAUGCUUCACUUGACUUGCCUCGGUACAAAAAUUAGCAUGCGCCAGUUUUUAUGCCGAGGGCACCUGCACUGUCAACAAAAUCAGGGUUCAUAAUUCUUUGUGGUUUAAUGUUAGCUUGAAGCCUCUUUUUUGAAGACUUUUUCAACAUGUGACCAACUGCUACUUGUGAAGUGAGUCGAGCUCACUGUCACGAUGCAGUGGUCGUAUUUUUGCUUCGAAGUCCAAGCACAAAAUCAAGCGAACGUUUCAUAGCCCGAAAAAGUCGGGUCGCUCGUACAUCACGACACCACUGAAUAAGAGAGCACUCAAAUUGAAUAUACUGUAUGAGUCAAGAUGUGUAUGUAUUUUUCAUGUGCGGUAAGUGGUCUACCAGCCAUGGUGUUGUCUUUAUGGGAUACUUGUUCAAAUCAAGUAAAUACUGUACAAAUGUUUUUUGAGUGUAAUUUUCUCAUAUAUUCACACAUAUAAGGUCAAAAUGACAAUGUAUAUCAAAUAAACACUGAAUGGAGCACAAAUGACUUGGUUUACAUGCACUCAAUAACCCUGUCAAAAACAGAAUAUUAGCAAUAUUCCUCUUGUGCAAGUCAUGUAAACACACACGAACCACCCAAUAUGCUCAUAUUCAAAUUUUUUUGUAAUCUGAAUAAUUCCUUUCAUUACUCCUUAUCUAACCCAAAUAUUUGGUCAUAAAGAUGUGUAUCGGAACACUUGGUUUGUGGAUUACGCAUGGUCUGUUUGCAAGCAAUCCUGGUCUUUUGAGUACAGGAACUAGCUAUAUGUGCGAUGUCUGGCGAGCAACCCAAUGGAAAUACAUAAGCAGAGAUAAACAAACGUGGUAGAGCUCAGAUGCAGCACAUAACCACACUUUUGGAGUGAGGAGGAAACUGCUCUCUUGUGUAUUGAAAGUCAUGAAUAUGAUGCCCCUUAUUGACUGGAGAAAUUAAUGACGUCCAAGCGUCCCGGUUUAGAUGGGGAUAUUCCAAUUGAUCACAAUUACCUUGUAUAUGGGAGUAACUUUGUCUACUUAUGUAUGUGCACGGGGUAUUCUGAAUGUUUCAUAACCUGGAAUGUGGACUUUAACCUGAAUAUUGACGGCAUGUAAACAUAGUCGAUGUCUUUAUAAUACCAAAGUAGAGGACAGAAUGGUGUUCUAAUAUAAAAAUUAGCAUUAUAUAGCGACUACUACUACUACUUUUCAAAAUUUACGACAUGAACUUUCAAAUUAUUUGCUGUACUUAUUGUACAAAUGUUUGUGGAAUACAGGUGAGGAAUGCAUAGAUUGUGAAUGGGAGACACAGCUGUGGCUCUACACGGGUGUGCUUCGUCACAAUGUGCAUAAUGAUUAUCACGGUGGAAUUUAGUACAGAGCACAACAACCAUGGAUGGAAACAUUAUGGAUUACAUAAUGGAAAUUAAACUUGGGGUUGGUGUGACGUCUUGUCAGGUUGAUGGAGUUCUGUGUUAGAAGAGAGUAAAGGGGAGAAAAGCAACGUCCACAGCAAUAUCAGGAAUGUCUUCCCGACAACACUUUUUCAACCCCAUUAACUUUUUCAUGCAUCACACAGCAUUGGCUGCAGUGACUAAGUAAUGAGAGAAAAUUAUACCAAGUUGCACUCAAGUGAAAGCGUAUGAGAUCGGUCUUGCUUUGCUGUUAAGUCAGUGUUAGGAAGCUUUCAUUUAUGCACACAUUACAUUUUUGUAUUAUGCACAAAGUAUUUUCUCAAUUUUAAUAUUGCAUGUUUGUUUAUAAUACCCAAAGUGAUGGAACUCGUGUAGCCUAAAUUAAGUGCGAACUGAAAGCCGCAGUCCAAGUGAAAAAGUUGCUCAUUGAAAACUCCAAAUCAGGAAUUUGUUUAACAUAAAUUCUUUCAACGUAAUUGCUUGGUGGUACGCAUCUUAUAGGUCCACUUAC
Messenger RNA from Hippocampus zosterae (dwarf seahorse), 5653 nucleotides. Its product is annotated as neuronal acetylcholine receptor subunit alpha-3-like. The coding region runs from base 181 to 1866 and encodes 561 amino acids. Gene Ontology annotation, cellular component: neuron projection; synapse; postsynaptic membrane. The transcript has 7 exons. Gene Ontology annotation, biological process: monoatomic ion transmembrane transport; regulation of membrane potential; chemical synaptic transmission. NCBI's taxonomy places the organism in Eukaryota, Metazoa, Chordata, Actinopteri, Syngnathiformes, Syngnathidae. The record is from RefSeq and is a predicted model, not a curated record. Gene Ontology annotation, molecular function: acetylcholine-gated monoatomic cation-selective channel activity; transmembrane signaling receptor activity.